AUGAAGGCCAUUUGGAAGAUCCCUUUUUACCUUUUCCUUGGGAACAUUUUAAUUUACUUAAAUUGUGCGAAGGUUGCCAAUUCACAUCAGCAAAAAACGAAUUUGAGAAAUGGGUUUGGACAAACUGGCAACUUGAUUGGUCAUGGGGCGGUCAAGGGAGAUCCAAAUUUGAAAAAGCACAAUGGGGGAGCGUUCCCCGUGCAGGCGAAUGACAAUGAGCAAGCGGUUUCGGGCAACACACAGGAACCGGAGGAAGGAGCUCAAGUACCGCAAGCACCGGCACAAUCGGCAGGAGGGCCAACAUCCCCAGCAGAGCCAGAAGAUCAUAACAGCUUACGAGAAGUAGAAUCCUAUGAAAAAGAUAAGUGUAUCAGUUCGAAGGAGGAAGAGGUGUUGCAGGAAAGGGAAUUAGAAGACGACGUGGAGAAGGAGGAUGCUCACGAAGGCAACACGGAGAAAGGGGAAGGAAGUGAUAGCACAAAUGAUGACGAUGUGAACCUGGAGGAUGGCGAUGAGGAAGUAGAGGACGAAAAUGAGGACCAAGAAUAUUCGGAACAAAUAGCAGAAACGCAGAACCCGCAAAAAAUGCCAAUGGCGCAAAACAAGCACUCUGAUGUAGGACAUGAAUCUCUAAUCACCGAAGCCAUCAUCCAUAGUGUUCUUGCGGAAAAGUACAAUGAGAUCGUGAAGGAUAAGAAAGCAGCCGAAGCCUUCGUGAAUACUUUGCUGAAUUUACUAGACGGUGAUAACAGCGCAAUCGACGAUGCCAUCAAGCAUUUGGCUGGUGACAUUUCGCAAUUCGUCUUCAAGUCAAAGAAAUAG
This is a messenger RNA of Plasmodium inui San Antonio 1, 822 nucleotides long. RefSeq lists its product as hypothetical. The transcript has a single exon. Lineage: Eukaryota; Apicomplexa; Aconoidasida; Haemosporida; Plasmodiidae. The coding region runs from base 1 to 822 and encodes 273 amino acids. The record is from RefSeq and is a predicted model, not a curated record.